AUGCAGGGGCAAGGAAUUAUUGGGGCAAUAACGUGGCAAGUCUUUGCGACGCAGAUUCCCAUGUGCGAAUGGGUGUUGUCACUGAUGUUGAAGUGCGCCGGGCGGAACGAAAGGAGGAGACGGGUGGCAGAGGCACGGCGAGAACGUGCAUCGAUGGAUGCUUGUACAAUCAUUGGGAUCGAUCAUUGCAAUAUUAAUGGUAUCGUUCUGUAG
Chondrus crispus (carragheen) is the source of this 213-nucleotide messenger RNA. RefSeq lists its product as hypothetical. Lineage: Eukaryota; Rhodophyta; Florideophyceae; Gigartinales; Gigartinaceae. The transcript has a single exon. The record is from RefSeq and is a predicted model, not a curated record. Bases 1 to 213 code for a protein of 70 amino acids.